Messenger RNA from Guyanagaster necrorhizus, 2463 nucleotides. RefSeq lists its product as uncharacterized. Gene Ontology annotation, biological process: regulation of DNA-templated transcription; DNA-templated transcription. Bases 5 to 2236 code for a protein of 743 amino acids. The transcript has 9 exons. Gene Ontology annotation, molecular function: DNA binding; DNA-binding transcription factor activity, RNA polymerase II-specific; zinc ion binding. Lineage: Eukaryota; Fungi; Basidiomycota; Agaricomycetes; Agaricales; Physalacriaceae. The record is from RefSeq and is a predicted model, not a curated record.
AGCCAUGUCCCCUCCACCUUCGCCGUACGACUCCCCAACCUUACCUGCCAUGGAACCGGCCCCAGAGCUUAAGGAAAAUGGAGAUCUCUCUCUCAUACGUGCUCAUCGAGGGAACGUCCCAACAUUACCACAAACAAAGUACUGUCCCAUUUGUCCCGCAAAGUUCACAAGAACGACGCACCUGUACAGACAUCUUCGUUCACAUUCAAAUGAACGUGCACAUCAUUGCGAGCGGUGUGGUGCAGAAUUCACCAGAAGCGACCUACUGACUAGGCACAAGAGGACAUGCGGCGAUCCUUUCAUUACUCGUCGAUCUCGCCGAAAGUCUUGCCAGGCUUGCGCAGAUUCCAAAAUCAAGUGCAAUCUCGAGAAGCCAUGCUCAAAAUGUGUUUCUCGUGGCCGGAAAUGUGUCUACAUCAAUGAUCCAGCGGACUCCCGCGACAAGAAGAAGAACGUCAAAAAACGUCGCCCAAAGAAGCCCGUUCAGACGAAAGAGCUUCCUGCUGAAAGUUCUUCAGAAUAUCUUUCAUCGCCGACGUUUUCAUCCGAUUCACUUCCAUCUCCUCACAACAGCGAGAUAUCACCUACAGUUCAUUCAUUGGCUGCUGAUAGUGGCCCGUUUUCCUCGUCUACUCCCCUAGCGUCUUCCUCCUUAUCGGAUGCCUUUGACGCUGUCACGAUUAUUGAUGGUGACGAUGAACUACAACUACAUGAUCCCCUGGGGAAAAUAUUCCCCAAUAGCGUACUUGAUAACCUCCUCGAAAAGUAUUCCUUCUCUUCUCCAGGCACAACACAACCGCCACAGGACCGGGACCUCUCAUGGUUCGCAGCAAACGGCACCCCUGGUCUAAGCGGCGACUACUUUUCCUUUAUGCCGAUUUCCCUUAGCCCUGAUUCUACGCCGCCGGACUAUGAAUCAUUUAUGCGUAAUCCUUCGCCUACUUAUACGGCAUCUCAAGACUCACUCGGCACCUCUCUGCCGCUCGAUACAGAAAAACAGCAAUACCUAUAUCUAUUCUUUUCGGCGUUUUGUACACAGAUCCCUUUAGUUCACCCGGGUUCAUGGACGAUAGAGGAUAAGCCUCCCGUUCUUGCCCGUGCGAUGCAAGCAUGCGGUGCGCUGUUCCUCAAAACGCGCCGAGCCGUAAAUUUCAUAACCGAGACUUUGUCUUCGACGCGGGAUGCCCUCAUCCAUGAAUUUACCAAAGUGCCAUGUAGCCCCAAGGAGCAGGAUUUCCUGAUACUUGCCGUUGUGUUACUCCAGACUAUUGGUCUCUUCCACCAACGUUCCGAUUUUCGGGUUUCGUCUAAUGUAUAUCAUGGGAUGCUAGUUAUGAUGAUCCGCCGGACAGAAGCCAUCGCUCGCUCACGUUCUUGGACCGCAUCUGAUUUGAAUGACCCUUUUGUUUUGGAGCAGACCUGGAGGGACUGGGCGCUCCACGAAACUGUGAAACGCGCACUAUUACUCUCAUAUCUCCACGAUUGCUGUCAUUCUGUCUUUUUCUCGAUGCGCCCGUCGUUUCAGACUGCGGAAUUUGACAUGAAUCUUCCGUGCGACGAGGCCAUAUGGAAGGCGGAAACUGCUGCGGAGUGGAUUGAUCUGUUGCAGAAACCAUCGCCGUACGGUCUGGGAUCAGCUAGACUAUACGGUGUCGGGAUGCAGCAAGCUCUGGCUCAUCUCGGCGAGAUGAGACUCCCGACGUCACUGACACCCUUAAAUCCCUUCUCACAGUUCAUUCUGAUUCAUACCAUCCUCCGUAACAUCUACUACUCCUACUCGGUCUGCGAUUCGGACAGUGCCUCUUCUACUUCACCCGAGCCGGUCGGCAAUGAAGACCGUCGAGGGAGUCAGUUUGCAGCCCAAUACACUUUGACGAACUGGCUUCGCAUGUGGAUGUCCUGUCCGGAGGCGGUGAAACCGGAGGAUGGUGAUGAGCUUGAUGAUGAUGAGCCACCUUUUGCGCAGAAUGCCCUUCCGUUCUAUUGGCUGGCGCAAAUUUCACUCUUGGCUAUCCAAGAAGGUGGGUCUGCUUGGACUGAAGGAGCCGUGGAGAGUAGGUUUCAUGUUAUGAAGGAGUGGCUGGAUCGUAUUCGGUUCUUUUUGCGGAAAGAUAAAGAGAUUCCUCCGCAUUUGUGGGAGGAGCUGAUGGUGAUUCGACGGCAGGUCUCGCAAGUUGAGAUGACGGCCUUGGAGGACCAUCCUGAUGGUCUACUUUCUUUCUUUCCCGAGCACUAACUAAUUCUGGAUAUGACAUUGUUAUAACUUGUAUGCAUCUAGAUGCCUAAAGGUCGGUAUCUGUAUUACUUACUGUUCGAUGUACUACUAUUCAAAGCUGUCUCAUAGAUUCAUGUAUGCCUUAUUUUCUUUCCCUACUACCUGCAUCCCUGUAGACAGAGAUCAAAGUAUUGUAUUGUAUAGAUAUUCAUUGCUUUUUUCGGGUGAGAGCCCGAUUAUCACCGUUU